AUGACCGUCAGUUCUAUGACUGACAAGUAUCAUAAUGGUGUGGACCUCAGUCUUCGGAUUGUCAAAUAUCACAGUGGUGCUACCCUCUGCUUAAGGACCUUUCAGCAUCAUGAUGGUAUGAACCCCAGCCUAAAGACCAGCCAGUACUCUCAUGGCAUGAGCCCCUGGCCUGUGACUUUUCAGGACACUGAUAGCACAAAUUUCCCUUAGGUUCUAUGAUAAUGUAUAAUGAUGGUGUAGUUCUCUGCCAUAUCCAGUAACAUGGUGGUGCCUUCCUGAACUUGGGGCCAUCCGGUAUCUUGAUGUUACGAGGCUUGGGCCAAGGAACUUAUUGUGUCAAAAUGCCUACCCCAUCGACUCAUAUCAUGAUAAUGUGGAUAAUGCCCUACCUUCAGAUCAUAUGGUAAACUUUAGGCAUAACCCUUUAACUUAUGCCUUGGACAGUAUAUGACUUUCAGCCUUACAAAUGUGUGAUAUCAUAAUGGUAAACUAUUUUCACGAAGGACUACCUAGCAUCAUGAUGGGACACUGUGCCAUGGGACAAUCCAGUUGCAUCAAACUGCUGCCAAAGGACUGUCCAGUAUCAUGUUGGUAAAAUCCAAGGACUGAGGAUUGUCCAUUGCUAUUAUGCCAUCACCCUUUGCCUAAGGACUAUUGAACACCAUGAUGAGAUGACCCUCAGCCUUGUGACCAUCUUGUAAUAUGAUGGAAUGACUUUUUGCAGUUGGACAUUGAGCCUUGGGACUUUUUAAAAAAAAUUCUAUGGCACCACCCUUUUCGUAACAACUGGGAUCCUACAGUAAGUGUGUGGCAUAACCCUCAGACUCAUAACUUAACAUCCUGAUGACGCUAGCUACUUCCUCCUCACUGACCGUCUGCAUGAUGCUACAUUAUUACUUUUUUAAACUGUUAAAUGUCUCAUGGACUUAUGGCUUUAAUUCAAUGACUCUCCAGCAUCAUAAUGACUUGACCACAUACCGUGGAACAAUCCCAAGGCUUGAAAAUGCUGCUGAUGGAUUAUCCUGUUUCGUGAUGGUAUGACCCAAAGCUUGAGGUUUUUUCAUUGUUAUUAUGCCAUUACCACUUACUAAGGGACCACCAGAUAUCAUUAUAAAAAUGACUCACAGCCCAGUGACUGUCUUGUAUUAUGAUAUCAUAACUUUUUGCAGUUAAAUAGACAUGAGGCCUUGGGACUUUAGAGAGUCUCAAAGGUGUCACCCUCUUGGGAACAACCAAAAUCAUCAUGGCCUAAUUUAUGAUUGACAAGGAUCAUGACGCUACUCGGCUUUGCCUUGUAAUUGGUUAGCAACAUUAUGUUUUACCCCUAUCCUUUGGACUGACCAGUAUCAUGGUAAUGUUAGUUUCAGCCUGAUAAAGGUAUGGUAUCAUGAAAGACAACUUUUCUACUCAAGAAUUACUGGCAUCAUGAUAAUGUGAUCCUUUACAAUGGGAUAAUCUAGUGUUGAAACAGGAUAACCCUGUGUCCUAGUACCUACUUAUAUUAUUAUGUAUUAAACUUUUGCUCAAGGAUCAUCCAGUAUCAUGUUGGUAUGACCCAUAGCAUAAGGAUUGUCCGGUUUCACAAUACUAUUACCAUUUGCCCAAAGACUGCUAAGUGUCAAGAUGAAAUGACCCUCAGCCUUGUGCCGGGCUUGUAUCAUGAUAGCUUGACUUUCAGCCACAGGAAAGCCCCCCCAGGCUUUCCAGUGAGACAAUAGUUGGACUGUCUUAGGGAUGGGAUGACUGGUAUCAUGGUGGUCUUGCCCCCUACUUUGGUAUUCUUAAGAAGCCAUUGGCAUGACCCUCCAGUUUUCAGUGGUACAACCUUUAUCCUUGGGAUUACAGUUUCAUGAUGGUAUGAUUCUCAGGCACAAGACAGCCCCUCAGACUUAAGACUUUCUAAUAUCACAAUGGGGCUUUUGUCUUACUUAUAUCCUGAAGGUUUGACCCCUUGCCGUAGGAUCUGAUUGUCAAUGUUAAGCAUGACCCUCUAGCUUGUGACUGAUCAGUACCACUGUAAAAUAUCCUCUGUCUCUUGGGAUUGUCAAGGUUGAAGAUGUUAUGAUUUCAGCUGGGGUAUCUGCCUCGGUCAUGAGUAUGGCAAAGAGGGGAGACAACAAGUUAGUCUGUCUUAGUGGAUGGGUCACAUAACAGCUCAUGGAUCAUUUCAAGUGAAGGUGAUUGGUCCCACAUUGAAAAACUGGACACAGUGUGUAAGAAUGUGAGUAUAUGACUUUUAAAACGAAUGACAGUUUCUGGUUAAAAUUUUUGUGUCAUUUUUCAACCCGCUCCUAAAAAAUGUUUUCUUGAAAUAAAAAAAAGAAUAAAAGAGCAAGAUCAUUGCACAUAUAUCCCAUUGCAUUACUUUAUUUAGGGCUAAUAGUAAUUUAUAAGCCAAAGUGAUGUUUGUGCCUUUGCAUCGACAGGCCACAACAUAAAUUCUUUUAAUAUUCUUGUUUUAAUAAGCCAACAGACUGUUGACAUUAUUAGCACCAUCACUGUCAGUGAUAACAGCAAGGUCUCUGUUGAGUCUCCCAUGCUUUUAUAGUUCAUGUUUCGUACAGUUUUGGUCAACAUUGAGGGGUUUUGCGGAAUUAUGUGAGAAGACUCUAAUGUAAUGUAAUGUAAUGCUAGCUAGCACCUCUAUGGACAGUAUUAGCUUAUGCUAAAAUAACACCAUGCUUGCAUCACCUAAACAGAUGGGAUUCAACCUUUGGGGAAAAACACAUUCUACAUUUGGUUCAAAAUUCAGGCAAAAUUGAGACAGUUGGACCAAAGUGGUGAAUUGUUUAUACCAAUACUGUCAUCCAUGCUAGCCAUGCUCGCUGUGCUUGGUAUGCUGAGAACCUGCAGAUACAGAGUAAGUUAAAAGCCCUUUAUACAUCGUGUGGUCUAUGGGAUUUUAAUUUUAUUUCGCACAAUAUUGCACAUGAUUACACAAAAUGACAGUUUUGUCUGGGUGGCAGACAAGACUUUUUUUAUUCAGCUCAAAAUGAUGAUAAUCUUUUACAUGUGAAAAAAAAUCUGCCCGGAUGAAUUACUGUGAUGCUAACUUCUCUCUUUAUAUAGUUUCUAUUUACAAUAACUGAUGAAAAAAAUGCUUAUAUAUACAUUCACAUGUAUCUUCUCCUUUUUGAAAUGCACUUUAUGGGAAAGAAGCCGGUGGAAAGGCCAAACUGCGUAUAAUUUCAUUUUUGUAGUUUUUAAAUAACAUGGUUUUUAUUUACUGCAUAUGUGCAGCAAAGCUUGUACACUUAUCUGUCAAUAGUGUUCAGUAUUUUUGUAUAAUAAAAUAUUUUAGUAAAGGUUGUCUAGGUGGUGGUUUCUCGUGUGUUAUCAGGUUUGUUUCUCCUCUAUCAACUGUUGAAAAAUAAAUACUGUCUACCUGAGAUUCCCUUUACAAAACUUAGCUGACAGCAUGUGGUGGUUUUGGUAAAAUAAGUCAGUUGUGUAUGUACUUUAUUACAUCUUACGGCUUUACAGUUGACAGCAUGAUGCUAUUACUUAGUAUAUUAUUCCACAGGCUAAAAUCAUCCAAUAUUUGUUUAAUUAAGCUGCAUAAUAACAUCUAACUUGAUGUGCCCUAAAACAGAACGUUUGACUAUAAAUCAGUUGAUUUGUAAAUGUCUUUUAUUAUUUGUCAAAAACAACAUUUUCUUUUUCAUUUACUAAAGCAGCCAUCCAUCUGGAGAUACAUGAGUCAGUAAUUUAGUGUCUGAAACAUUUCUGUGCACUAAAGCAGCCAUGAUAAAUAAAUGAUUAUAAAAAACUAUCAUUUAUGCAUUAAAGUUUGGAAACAAAACAGGCACAAUAUAAUAUACUGCCAAUGGUUAAGCCCACUUACUCUUUUUUGCCUGUGCACUUUUAGAGUCCAGAAAGAAAAGUUAGCUGUUUUCCCAAAAGGAGUCAAAACUGCAGCAGCACUUCAGUUAUAUGUAAGAAGCGGUAGAAAAUGGAUGGAUGGAUGGAUGGAUAAUGACCCUUGUGGAGGCUAAAAGACAAAAUAUGUUGCUCUCAGGAUAACAUUGUUCCUAAAGGAAACAAUAAUUGUUGGACAGAAAGAAAAAAAAAAAACUAAUCAAACACCCUUUCCAUUUUGAUUCUACUUACCAUUCUAUUUUAUUCCCUCAAUAUAUGUCUGGAUAGUUGUAGUAUUGCAAAAUUACAUUCUAACAUCUUACUUUACACACAUAUUUGUUGCAUAAGCUCAGACACUGGGAGGGCUCAAAGCUGAGAUCAGUAUUGCUUUGCUUCCCUCUUGUGGUCAGAGUUUGAACUAAGAUAGUAAUGGUUGGCUGAAUCUGUUGUCUGUAGCUCAGCAGAGGUGAUUUGAGUAUGGAUGAGAACGUUAGUGGCCUUUAAAUGAAAGCAAAGCAAGUUUAUUCCAUUUUCAGUAUGUUUCAAAUCACUUUGGUCUUUAACAAGUGUAAAAAAAUAAAAAAUAUGUUAUCUGUUAGGCGUAAAGCUUCCAAACAAACCUGUAAACAACAUGUGUGAAAGCCAUAUUCUGUGAAAUUAGCAUAACUUUAUAAGUUUUUACUGCAAUAUGUAUGUUUUUUUUUUUUUUUAUCAUAAUAGUUUUAUAAGCAUUAAACAUUUGCAAGGGUUAUUCAACCCCCUUAAACACCCACCCCCACAUGUCUUUGCUUAUGAUAAAAAUGACAAUAACAAAAGACUGAGAAACAGACAAAAAGUAACACAAUUAUAAAUAAAAACACAAAUUAUGUAUUCUUCUUCAAAAUACAGGUAGAAGUCAAAAGAAGAGGGAAAAUGAAGCAAUAUGAGUAGAUAUAUAAAAAAAUACUGUGCCAAUAGUUUAUUUGGAAUAAUGUUAAAAGAACUGGUUAUACUCGGUCGCCUUCAGUCAGAAUAUUCCCCUGAGCACCGGUAUGUAUUUGAAAUUACAUACACACAAUCUUCACGAUAUAUAACCAUGAAAGCAAUGGUUUUGUGCCCUUUUGUCUUCUCUUCCCUUGUCCUCGUUUGCCCUGACUUCAGAUCUCACAUGCUCGAGUAUAAUUUUGUCCCUCUGCGGCUUCAGUAGAUUCUCUUCCGGUAAAGCGAAGCAGCUGAAUUGUGUUAGCGGUUUCUGUGAAGGUCGUGGUCCAACUUGUAAGUAUCAUUUCAAAUGUAACCACUUUAACUCAAAUAUUGGAUUUAAUUCCUAUCACUGUGCCAAUUUUGAUUCCCAACGACUUCUUGAAUUGUUAUAAUCGAGCUUAAAUGACGCCUCUUUCCGCUCAAAUCUGCGACAGUUUAGCGGUUAGCCUAUCAUGCUGCUGUUAUCCUAUAUUAGCUUGAUGCUAACUUAACGCGACUGCUCUCUUUAGAUGUUUUUCUGAGUUUUACUCAGAUCCUACGCGUACAGUGAACUUUACUGAAACGUUGAGUUAAUAUAUGUUAAGGUAAAGUAACUCUAGUCAUUUAAAAGACACUGAAACUCAGCUAGAUGAAGCUUUCCUGGUGUUAUUUAUGACAUUGUCCUACUUUAACCUCACAGUUCCGAUAAACUAUUUACAUUACACAGAUUUUUCCCUUUGUUUUCUUGUUGUUACAUCUCAGAAGUGUUUAGAUAAUAAACAUAAGACAUGUUUUCUAUGCCAGUGUAAUGAGGGACACGUUUGUUGGUAGAUUACCGAUCUCACGACGAGGUCAUCGGUAGUUUCCGUGUUGUGUAUACCUGACUCCGUGACAGUGUUUAAUGGCGAUCCUCCGACAGAGACUCACUGAUCAGCUGAUCACUUUAUAUUUAGGCUGAUAUUACCAAAUAUCACCACGAAUCAUUACUUAUGAGGUAGGAGGUUAAAAAGAGAAAAUAUUGGAAACUCAUCCCACGGUGAGAGAAACUGAAAGCACGCGUUUCUGUGAUUGAGAAGAAUAUACUACAGGAUAGAAUCACCAAACACCACUAUAUUUAGUAAGAAAUAAGAGAAUCAGGUUACUAAUGUUGCAAUGUUCUACUACUGAGCACUGUUAAGUUUGUUCUUCAGCUUUAAAACACCAGAUUUCACAUGCUUCUUGGAGUGUAUGAAAACUUUCCAAAAGUUCUGUAUGGCCUGUCUUUGUUGUAUCGUUGUAUGUGUGCAGUUUUCGUGUAUGCACAGAUUUGGUAGCAGGAAGAUGUUAAAAGGACGAUAUCUGCCGUGUGGAAACACCAAAAACUGACCGUAAAAUCUUCAUUGUUGUCCUUUUCAAAGUGUCCCCAGCAGUUGUUAACCUCUGUGGAAAAAUAACACAUGACAUGGAGUUUCUUGCUUGGUAUCUGAAAUCAUCUUGACAUCAAUUAGAAAAGACAGCACACAUAAAACUCCCAAAGUCAAGGGAGUAUUCUUGUUUUUUUGUGUGAGGUUGGCUCCAUCUUACCUCUCUGAGCUUCUCCACCCCUACACCUCUGCUCAAACUGAAGCUCAGAGGGGAUAGAUCUUUUUCCUGUUGCAGCCCCAAAACUAUAGAACGAGUUGCCAUUUCAAAUCAGAUAAGCCCCCACACUGUCCAUUUUUAAAACGUGUCUUAAAGCCCGAUUUUAUUCAUUGGCUUUCAACCCUGCAUUAGACUCGGCUCCUGUUUAAGUGUUUUAUGGUUUGUUUUUAGUUAUUUGUUUCAAUGUUUUUAAAUUAGUUUUUAAAAACAUUGAAACUAUAUUUUACUUUAUAAUAUCUGCUUUUAUUUUAUCGAUCGUUUAAAUUGUUUUUUGAUUGUUUUUUAAUGUCUGCAUUGUUUUGUCUAUUUAUGUACAGCACUUUGUUCAGCUGUGGUUGUUUUAAAGUACUUUACAAAUGAAGUUGGGGGAUCUCAUCAGCUGAGUAGAUCCCACAAGUGUGCAGUUUAGUCAGAUUCUUUAUAUUUCCCUCCCUCUGCAGGUUAUCCACCAUGUCUCUGCCAAAGCCUGUGAUGAGGGGACUGCUGGGAAGGCGUCUGAGGUUUCACCUGCCCAUCGCUUUCACCCUGUCCCUUAUAUCUGCAGUAGCUUUCAAGGUAAGUGGACAACACACAGUCACAUAUCUUCACUUCACCCAGAUAUGAUAAACCUCAAGUGAUGGUCAUAGACUACAGUCAUUGCUGUAGUGUUUUAGCCAUUUGUGCAAAUUAGUUAAAAAUGACCUUACUUUGCAUACAUAAUCCUGCCAUGACAAAUCUUUUGAUUCUGAUGUCUUUUAUAUUUGAACUUGUAUGCGUACUGUCAAUCCUCAAAUAAGUGUAAGAGCUGUUAUCUCUCAUAAGAGAUAGUAUUUAAUUCGUGUCUGGCCCCCAGUAACUGCCAGCCUGUCAUUGUCCAGGCCUGUGCUCUUUGAUCCUGACACAGUUUUGUCCAAUAUACUACACAGUUAACUGGAUGGAGAGGAAGAGUCUUUAUUGUUUAAUUAAGGAACUGUUUCAUGACAGAUGUGACCGAAAUUCCGUUUUUUACAGAUUCCUUUAUGGAGCAAGCUAACAAAUAGCUAUCCAUUAUUUGUGAAGGCACAAUAAGUAUGCGUUGAAGUACAAUUAUGUGUAUAAAGAUAAGUAAUAUCAAAGUCAUAUCAAUAGACCGAAAGAUGACUGGAGAGUUUGAGCCUGACAUCUCUCAUAAAUAGUGUAGCACCAUUAGCAACAACUCUCAGCAGACGGUGAACAUUUCACUCCAGCUGUUUGUGUCUGUUAGCACUGGAGUUAGUGAACUCACAGAGGAAUUCACUAAUGUUGUGUUCACCCUGGGCGUGUAUUAAACCAUUAAUCAGCAGGAGGUGUUUCCUUCAUGCCAUGUCAGGCGGUUUACAUCAAACUUGGUCCAGCUUGUCUACAGUUUUUAGAUUUGUUGUGUUUCACAACUUGCCUGACCUCCUCACUCACUUUCCUCCAAAAAAGCUACUUUUUAUUCCUUUUUCUAUAAUAAAGAACAAGUCUGGUUAAACCAUCAAGUUUGUCAUUUCCAUGCUGAUUGGCUUUCAUGAUGUGACUUUAGAUUUUUUUCAACGUGCCGCAAAUUCACAACAUCCUAAGUUGAACAUCCCUGAAAGCUCAGAGUUCAAGAGUUGUGGGGUACCUGAAGUUUACAGAAAUGAUGGAGUCCAUGGAAUCCAGUUUCAUAUAAAUAUAAUGGGUUAUAAUGAACCUGACAGGGUCUGAAGUUAGGAGCUUAGUUUUCAAAUAUUAGUGAGAGCACAGCUUACAAUGUCAUUUGAUGACAAUUGACCAGGUGUGAGACCAAAAGGAGCUGCAGAGAGGUGAUCUUUUGUUUUGUUUUUGUGCAUGGUCUCUCAUCACAAAGGAAUUAUUUUAUUUCUCGGUUUUGUCAUAGAGCGCAGAACAAUGAUUGAUUUUUUGGCAUACAUGUAUUUUCCCCAUUUGUUUCCACCUUUAACGCCAAGCCUUUAAUUUACACAACUUCAUGACAGGAAGGCAGCGAAAUAGAAAAGUUUGUACCGCUCACUUCCUGAAGCAAGUUAGCAAAUAACAGCAGCUUCAGAUGAAAAGGAAACCAACGCUCUGCUGUGUAUAAUGGUGCAGCCAGUUCAUGCAUGGAAGUUGAGCCACAGAGAGCCUCAGACUAAUCUAACCCUUUAUAAUUAGGGUUUUAAUCAAGUUUUGAUGCAGAGUCUGCCGACCAGGAGAAUUAGCCACUGAACACUAAUGAAGAAGAAGCCACAUGGAGUGUGUGUGUGCAUUUCAACCCACAGUGGCAGUGGUCAAAAUUUUAGCUUAACUUUGGCAGGAUAAUAAAGCGUUGUCUCAGUGCAACAUUUUCAACACAGUUAUAUUAUGCAAAGGAGGACACGACCGACAUGAUCAAACACCCCCGGAUUCAUGGGGUAGAAAUAACCGAGUGCCCUGCCUUUGACGCGCUGUGACGGUCUUCCUCUGACCAGUCAGAAACAGAUAAGGAAAACAAUAAAUUCCGUAUGUCUGCUGCUAACAUUGAGGCAGCAAACAAAUUGUACUGUAUACAGCGGGUCAACUUAAAUAUCCAACUAACCCUAGCCUGUAUAGUUCUUCAUAGACAAACGACCUGACAAAGACUGAUAUUUAUAUACUGGUUGAAAAUAGCUUAGUGAGAAAUUCAUUGUACAAUUCAUAAAAAGUUAAUAAAAUUUAAAAAGUCAUGGAGAAGUUCAGACAUUUCAUCCAAAAAGAGCUCUGGUUAGCGCCCUCACUUAAACUAGAUUACUGUAUAAAUGGCGUGAAUGAAGUACUUUCUAAAGUUGUGAAUAUUUUAUGUAACAAAAGCCCAAAACACAUGUAUUUUCUCCGACUGAUGAAUGUUUUAAAAUACAUUCAAAUGAAGGAUAUUCCGUGACUUUUCUGUGAACUUGUCUGGUCACUGUCAUAUUUCAUGACCAUUCAGCAGUCUUCGAAGUAUUAAAGAAGUGUCUCUGGUUUGUACUCUCAUGGAAAACAGAAAAAUUUAACUCAGAGCCUGACUGGGGUGUGUGUGUAUCUUUUCCUUCCUCAGUACGGGGUGACAGAGCCCAGGAAACAGGCCUACGCUGACUUCUACAAGCAGUACGACUCGGUCAAGGAGUUCAACACCAUGAAAGAAGCCGGCAUCUUUGAGAGCGUGCGGCCGUCUGGGGAGUAA
Xyrichtys novacula (pearly razorfish) is the source of this 9556-nucleotide messenger RNA. NCBI's taxonomy places the organism in Eukaryota, Metazoa, Chordata, Actinopteri, Labriformes, Labridae. The record is from the annotation of a GenBank genome assembly.